CUGUCUGAAUUAAACAAAAGGAAGUGACGUCAUCACACCGUCGCAGAGCUUAGACGAACACAACAGACGGAGCUGCAGAGAAAAUCAGUUUAGAGCUGCAGAAAACCAGUGAAACGGCUUCACCGAGCUUCAGACCGUCCAUUAGCCGAGAUUCAGCUCCUGUCAGCCCGCUGCGGAGGAUCAUCUGCCCGCAGAGAUGCCUGAGACUGAGAGUUACUCCAACCCUUUGGCCCCUGAGGGCCACGAUGUGGACGACCACAGAGCUGCUGCUCAGUCCAAACUGACCAACGAUGACUUCAGAAAGCUGCUGAUGACGCCUCGGGCAACGCCUACUUCGGCUCCGCCCACCAAGUCCAGACAUCAUGAAAUGCCGAGGGACUACAAUGAGGAUGAGGAUCCUGCGGCGAGGAGGAGGAAGAAGAAGAGUUAUUAUGCGAAGCUUCGUCAGCAGGAGAUGGAGCGAGAGAGAGAGCUGGCCGAGAAAUAUCGAGACCGAGCGAGAGAAAGACGAGACGGCGUCAACAAAGACUACGAAGAGACGGAGCUAAUCAGCACCACGGCCAACUACCGAGCCGUCGGACCCACGGCCGAGGCGGACAAGUCGGCAGCAGAGAAACGACGGCAGCUCAUCCAGGAGUCCAAGUUCUUGGGAGGUGACAUGGAGCACACUCACUUGGUGAAAGGUCUGGACUUCGCUCUGCUGCAGAAGGUGAGAGCUGAAAUCACCAGCAAGGAGAAGGAAGAGGAAGACAUGAUAGAGAAAGUUCAGACGGAAACAAAGAAGGACGUGGAUCCAGAGGAGAAGAUCGAGUUUAAGACUCGUCUUGGAAGGAACAUCUACCGUAUGGUGUUCAGGUCAGGGGUCUCAGAGAGGAACGAGCUCUUCCUGCCUGGCAGGAUGGCCUACGUGGUGGACCUGGAUGAUGAGUUCAUCGACACUGACAUCCCAACAACUCUGAUCCGCAGCAAGGCUGACUGUCCCAGUAUGGAGGCUCAGACGACUCUGACCACCAACGACAUCGUGAUCUCCAAGCUGACUCAGAUCCUGUCCUACCUGAGACAGGGGACGCGUCACAAGAAGAUGAAGAAGAAGGACAAAGGUAAACUGGACGAUAAAAGAGCUCCUGAAGCUGAUCUCAGCAUCUUUGAAGAAACUGGGGACUACAUCCCAUCUGCCACGUCCAAACCGAGCAAAGACAAAGAUCGACACCGAGGACGAGACGAAGACAGCAAGAGCAGGAGACACGCCUACUUUGAGAAACCUCGAGGAGAUGACCACCAGCUGAUAGAGGUGGACACAGCUCCUGGAUCAAUCAAAGAUCAGAUCAAGAUGAUCAAUGAGAAGUUUGGUGGAGCAGCAGCCAACCAGUGGCAGAACCAGGAACCUGGUUCUCAGAGGAGAGACUCCAGUAAGGAGCAGUUGGGAGACUUCUUUGGAGGAUCCAACUCAUACGCAGAGUGUUACCCAGCAACGAUGGAUGACCUUGCAGUGGACAGUGAUGAAGAGGUGGACUACAGUAAAAUGGACCAGGGUAAUAAGAAAGGGCCGCUGGGCCGCUGGGACUUCGACACUCAGGAGGAAUAUUCAGACUACAUGAACAACAAGGAGGCUCUGCCAAAGGCUGCCUUCCAGUACGGCAUCAAGAUGUCUGAAGGCAGGAAGACGCGACGUUUUAAAGAGACCAAUGAGAAGGCCGAGCUGGACCGCCAGUGGAAGAAGAUCAGCGCGAUCAUCGAGAAGAGGAAGAAAAUGGAGGCUGACGGGGUCGACAUCAAGAGACCAAAAUACUGAAGACUUCCUGACUUUGUCUCAGGUUCUUCUCUCUGAACAGUACCGACCCGUUAUCAUCCUGGAGUUUGUGUUUGAAUUGAUAAUGUAAACCCUCUGUUGUCAUGGAAACAAGAUUUUAUCCUGACGAUUAUCUGAGCCUGUCUUGUUAUAUCAGUUGCUAUUGAUCAGUUAGAUGAGUUUAAAGUGAACACCAAGAGUUCCCAAUAAAAGAGUCAGGUCCCA
Molecule: messenger RNA, 2014 nt
Organism: Girardinichthys multiradiatus
Lineage: Eukaryota; Metazoa; Chordata; Actinopteri; Cyprinodontiformes; Goodeidae
Gene: ik
Product: IK cytokine
Exons: 19
Coding region: 197-1792 (531 amino acids)
Biological process (GO): mRNA splicing, via spliceosome
Cellular component (GO): nucleus
Source: RefSeq, a predicted model, not a curated record